Carya illinoinensis is the source of this 1254-nucleotide messenger RNA. RefSeq lists its product as uncharacterized. Bases 1 to 1254 code for a protein of 417 amino acids. The transcript is spliced from 2 exons. Lineage: Eukaryota; Viridiplantae; Streptophyta; Magnoliopsida; Fagales; Juglandaceae. The record is from RefSeq and is a predicted model, not a curated record.
AUGAAACAGCUUCAGAGGGAAGUGGAGGAAAACUUGACAAUGAAUGACUUAAAGUGGUGGCAGAGGGCAAAGCAACACUGGUUCAAACUUGAUGACAGAAAUACCAAGUACUUUCAUAUGCAAGCCAGCCAAAGGAGGAAAACCAAUACUAUCAAAGCAAUAGAGGAUCCAAAUGGGAGAACUAUCACUGAACAGAUAGAGAUUGGGGCAGUCUUCAUAGGGUAUUUCUCUUCUCUCUUUACUACUUCUCAGCCUUCUAACUUUGAUGAGUGUUUAAGUGCCAUGGAUACUAAGCUAGCAGGGGAUAUGAAGACCUGGCUUAUGAUUCCCUUCAAUAGAGAGGAUAUCAGAGCUACUGUUGUACAAAUGAACCCAUUGGGGUCUCCUGGCCCCGAUGGUUUUCCAGCCCAUUUUUACCAAAAACACUGGGAAGUAGUGAGUGAAGAUGUGUACAAGCUAGUCCUCCAAACCCUUAAUCAUGGUGGUUCCAUUUAUGAGUUAAAUGACACACUCAUUACUCUAAUUCCCAAAGUCAAGAGCCCUAAAAGAGUUACUGAUUUUAGACCCAUCAGUCUCUAUGACAGCCUCUUAUUCUUCAAAGCAGCUCCUGAGGAACUCAGCUGUGUACUUAAUAUUCUUAGCCAGUAUGAGAAGGCAUCUGGACAGGUUUUGAACAAGGAAAAAUCGUCUAUCUUCUUUAGCAAGAAUACAAGCCAGUCGACACAAAUUCAGUUGUUGCAAGUAGCAGGGAUUAAAUCUUCUGGGACCUUUGAAAGGUAUCUGGGCCUUUCUGCACUGGUGGGCAGAGCAAAAGUAGCCACAUUUCACUCCCUCAUAGACAGAACCUGGGCUCGUAUAGCCAACUGGAAGACAAAGCACCUUUCUGGAGCUGGGAAAGAGGUUCUUCUAAAAGCAGUCUUGCAAGCCAUCCCUACUUACACCAUGGGGAUGUUUCUUCUUCCUUUGUCCAUCUCUAACAAGCUGAAUCAAAUGCUCAGACAGUUCUGGUGGGGAUUUGAUGAGGAGACCUCAAAAAUACAAUGGGUCAAUUGGGACAAGAUCAACAUUGAAAAUGGCUCAGGAGGCCUUGGCUUCAGAGAUUUGAGGCUAUUCAAUUUAGCUUUACUUUCCAAACAAGGGUGGCGUAUUAUACAAAAUCCAUCCUUCCUGAUGGCCAAGGUUCUUAAGCAGAAGUAUUUCAGUAGAGUGGAUUUCACAGAAGCACAGAUGGGAUCAAGGCCUUCCUUUGUAUGA